UAUGCACGCUCACACAGAUACGGAGAGAGAGAGAGGGUGUUAAGAGUCGGCGAUGGUAGGUAGGUGUAUACAAGUAGGUGGCGGAAAGAGACAGUAGACUGUUAAGGCAACUUGGAACGUUGGUGUGCAGGAAAGAGAUUUCACUCCAGUCACACACACACAUACACACACACGCACAUACGGUGGAGUAACUUUUACGAGGAAAGAUGUACUUAGUCGAACCAGUUGCUGCUUUUGUCACUUGUUGACAAAUUUCAUAUUUUAUAAAUCUGUCUCCAUUGUCUUCAUCUCCGGCAGAGGAAAUCUUAGACGACAACUGUAUAUUAUCUCUCACACAUUUUAGGAGUAUUCUUCAUCUUGCUGUGAUUCUUUCUUUACCAAUAUACAGCUGUGAGCAAAGACAGAUGCCAGAGAACUAGCAUGGCUUCCAACGAGCGUGAUCUAGUUGAACGUCUUCUCCGACAAUCUAUUCUCACAUUAUGUCGGGAGACAAUUUCAUAUCAACACAGUUUAGAGGUUGAUGGGAUAGUUUGUAUCACUCCAGAAAAUGAAAACCAACAAAUUGUCAUUAAAGUUCACGAGCAAAUUCAGAAGACGGGAAGUGGCCCAGAAAAUUCAUUUAUCAAAUAUGAAACACCAAGAUCUUUUGCUAAAAGUUAUGAUCCUCUAUGCACUCCAGAGUCUUUGUGUUCAAGUUAUUCAUCAAAGGACAACGCACGGGAGAGUAAAUUUGGUGAUAAUAAAGUAGACCAUAAGGCAAUUAUUAAUGGACAUAGCUCUAUUCGUGAAUCUGCUGAUGUUGGCCAGAGUACUGACCACAGCUCUUCACAACAGAAUAUGCCAAUAUCGUCAAAAGCACGCGAUAAAGGAAAGAUGUGUAUCAGUUCCAGUAAUAGCUCCAGCUUUAUACAGGAAAACCUUGAUGAAAGUGGCUUAAACCGCUCUGUAGCAUCAUCGAAUACUUCAUUAACAAUGGGAAAUCAAUUGAACACUCCCAACAGCCUGUGUGACUAUUCCCCCAACUUAAUGUUAAACAUGUCUUCAAAUUCUUACACUCCCAUUCCAUGCAAACGCUGUGACAUAGUUCUUCCAGAUGCUCACACUUUUGAAAAACACAACCUUGCUGAGCAUUCAGUUUUCACUUGUAAUAUUUGCUAUAGGACAUUCACUGCCCGUAACAACCUGAAACGUCACAUUCGACUCCAUACAGGAUAUAAGCCCUAUACGUGCAAUAUUUGCUCCAGCAGUUUUACACGAAAAGACGACUUGAAAUUCCAUCUGUUAAAGCAUAAUUAUGAUAAGCCAUACCGUUGCAACCAAUGUGGAAAAGGUUACAUGGAUCGGUCCUGUUUAGCUAAUCAUAUGUUGAACGAACAUAGCUGCAAGUUGAUGCACGUUUGUCCUCAGUGUGGAGAAGGCUUCAAUAAUACACACAUGUUCAUGGAGCACAAGAAAAGUCAUCCAGAACUAAAAGAAUUUCAGUGUAGAUUGUGCAACUUUACUGGAAUCAACUCGCUAAUGUACCAAAAGCAUAUGCUGACCCAUGGCCAUAAAAAGACAUACCGCUGUGAUCCAUGUGAUCUGAGUUUUGAGGAACCAUUUAACUACACAGUCCAUUUGAAGCGACACAGAAUAGAUCCGUCCUUUACUUCCUACAUAUGUUGUUUCUGUGACAAUAAACUACCAACUUACAAACAGUUCAUCCGACAUGAACACUCACAUGCACAGAAUAAAGCACAUGCCUGUCAAUUUUGCAACAAACAAUUCCGCUACCCUUCUAAUCUCCGUGAGCACAUGGUGAUGCAUGAGCCAAAUGCUGACACAGAUGUGUCACAGCAAUACUGGUGCACUGAAUGUAACCAAGGUUUUGUCUCUGAAGAGCUGUUACGUUGCCAUAUAUUCGAAAUACAUGAGGUAAAUACAAAGAAAGAACCUGUUGACUCGAAAUCUGGAUUAAGUAACUUGAUCGCAAAUGAUGUAGAAUCUUCUAGCAGUGAGUCUUUUCCCAGUGGUCAGAUGGAAGCUGACACUACUCAUUCAUCAAAUAAACCAGCAACGGAUGAUAAUAAUGACAUUGAGAUGGCCGAGACACAAGAGUUUGGUGAUGCUGUAUCUGGCACAGAUGCAGAGGAAGAUUCUAAUUUAGUUAUUAAUGAAGAAAAUGAUGAAAACCAUGCACAAUCUUCUCAAGAGCUAUUUCCUCGACCACUUUCCAAUGGAGACAUCAAUAUUAAGCAAGAAUAUCCUGAUGAUUAUGAAGAUAGCACUGGCAGCAGUGCAACUUCAGAUGUUGUAAACCUGGCUGGUUCUGUUAAAAAUGAAGAAAACCAGAAAGAGUUAAGCCCUUCUUCACCAAUGUCAGAGUCUAAAUUGAAUCGCAAGUCUUCCGGCACUAAACCAUCUUGUUUUGAACGUGUUGUUACCCCUGAAAUUCCUUUCCGCAAAAAUGUCCCUUUCACUUGCAAAGGCUGUGGCGAAGUAUACAAUGACUUUGAUGGCUUUGAAUCCCAUAGCACUGUGGUGCACCGGAGGUAUGUGUGUGAGUACUGUGGCAAAAUUUUUACUUCAAAACCGAACCGAGAGCGCCAUGUUCGUUACCACACUGGUGAACGACCCUAUCGGUGUGACCUCUGUGGACAAUCAUUCUUCAGAGGAGAUGACCUCAAAUAUCAUCGCACCACUCGGCACUCAGAUGUCCGACCAUUUAAAUGUAAAAUCUGUUCACUGUACUUUUCCUGGCCUAAGGAUUUGAACCGUCAUCUAAAGACUCACAGCAUCAAUGAAGAGAAACUAAUUGAAACAAAUAUAUGUAAAACCAUUUAAAUAUAUUUGUUUUUCAAUUAGUCUCUCUCUCUCUCUCCCUGGGUGUGUAUGAGUGUCUAGCAGUGGAAACUGCUUUUGAAGUGCUUCAGCUAUUACUGACCACCACAAUGUUUGUCUCCAUCACUAUUGAAAUGUUGGUCGACUAGUAGGGCAAAUUUAUUUUUUAUGAAUCAGCAAAUACGAGCCUUAGUCUUUGAAUGAUUUUACCUACCAUUCUUCUUUCCCCUGGGUGCAUCAUUGCAAAUACUAGGAGGGGUUAUUAACCUUCACCGCACUUGUAUGCUGAGUCCCCUUUUAUAUCUUUGCAUUUGGGUAGUUCAUUUAAACUAAUUUUCAAAAUGUCAAUUGUUAUUUUCAUUAAAAUGGCAGCUGAUUGAAACUAAGUUCUACAAAGUUGUCCCCUUCUUCCUCAUGGUGUUCUGAGUUCAAGCCUUGCUCAGAUCAAUCUUGUUUUCAUCAUUCUGGGAUGAAGAAAAUGAGUACCAGUCAUGUCUAUUUAGAUGACUCCAGCCCCAACUCCCAACAUUUCUGGCCUUGUAUCAAUACAGAAAUCAUUAAGAUGGAGUGGCAGAAACAGUGUAGUGCCUUGUGGUAUUUAGUUACAUAUCUUUGCUGUUUGUCCUCUAUGGUUAAUAAAAACCAGUUUUACUGGAAGUUGUUUAACUAUAACCAUUUUUCUACAAAUCAAUGGCCUUGUGUCAAUCUAAGGAGUUACCAUUAUUAUAAAUUUCUACACUUGGCAUUUAUUUUAUUUUCCAUAAUUUAUCAAGAAAAAUAUAUUUAAAAAGAUCUUAUCCUUAUUUUAAUUUUAUUUUUUAAUUAAUUUAUGGAAUUAGACAACCACCACUUAUCUCUUCCCUACCCAUUUCUAAAGGCUCAAUUUGAAAUUCCUAUAAUUGGUGCUCUGGUGGCUGCUAAGUUUCCAUAAAUUGCCCAUUCACUGUUACCAUUCCAGGCAGCUGUAACAGAUAAACACAAAAAAUCAGUAGGUCUAUAUAUAUAUAUAUCAUAAUUAUUUUGUUUGUAUGAACCAUUUUAAGUUUGACCCACACUUAAAACUUGGAUAGGUUGGGCUUCUUGGCCAUAGAAACAACCUUCCAGCCCUCAUUUCAGACAUUUCCAUUGGGGCAUGAACACCUUUUUGCUUAAGAAUUGCUUUGCGACUCAGACAACCAAAAUAAAUACAAAAGACACAAACAAUAAAACAACAUACAGGGUGUCAAAUUUUAAUGUAUUUCAGUUUUGACCAUUUGAUGUGGAGCUUUCAUACACAACUGGUUCCUUUCCAAAAGUUUGUGCUGUUGCCUUUAGGUCAGGUGCCACCGUCCUUCACUUUUUUUAAUGCAAUUGUAAAUAAUUUAAUCAUAAUCAUUUGGUUCUGAAAAGACCAUUGAUGAGUCACUGGAGCUCAAGUGAUCUUUAGACAUAUGUUUCUAAAGGUUGCUAAUAGUAUACUGCCUUCACUGAAUCACACCAUGUCAAUGUGACUGGUAUGUAUGGUAUACAUAGCUUAAUCUGAAAUCUGUGAAGUUUAUCGAAUUGAUUUGCAAAACAGCUCCAGAAUCUGAGUUUGUCCAUUGAUAUAUGGCCUUUGUAUGUGUGUGAUGAUUUUUUUAGUGGGAUAGAUGUGCUUAGCAAUUUCCUUUUAAAAUAUUCUUUAGUGGGAUUUAUAAUUUUGUAUUUUUUUAAAGUAGUUUCAAAUAAUGUUUGCCUUAAAAAUGAAAGAAUCAAAUGAGGUGAAGUGGACCUUAAAUUUCAAAAAAGUAAUAAUGAAAAAGGAUCAUUUUAAAAAAGUUAGGUUUUGAUAUUUUUAAAUGUGUUUGAAGAAAUAAUGUUUCCACCAUUGUUUCCUGGAUGCUCACAUAAACCCUAUCCAACUUUACCUUGGGCUUAGUAUAUUAAGGCAAAUAUGGCAAACGAAAUAGUUUCAAAAUUUUCAGCCUGCCUAUUUGGAACUUUGUGGAUGCCAAUAUUUAUAAAUGCUCUACUACAAGUUUCCGUCCCCAUGACUCUUAAAAUAGACCGUCCUCUUUUUAAACCUUUCUAAUAUUGUUUCAACCAUCUUUAUUUUGCAUCAAUUGUAAUGUUCUGGGGGUGCCAACUUUGCAAAAAACCUGUCAAGACUACUAUUUUGUUAGUUUAUUCAAAGAACUCAUAAAUUGAAAUGCAAAUCCUCAUCACUGUCAAAGAGGAGCUUACAAAGAUCGUUUUUGCUUGGUUUUUACUUUUACUAAUACAUUUUUUAACACCUUUAUACUCCAUUUGCAUCCAUACUACUAUUUGGCUUGGGUUGGAUAUUCAUGCAAAUAGUCAUUUGCACAAAUUAGUGUCAACUGUUUUAACACAAAUGCAUGUCUUCCUUUUCAUGGAAACCUGUUGUAAUAUUUACCUUUUGAAUAGUUGGUUUAUAGUUUUUGGUCAAAGUUCUCUGCUAUUUAAAUCAUAUCCUCUUAAGGCACUCAUGGAAUAAUUUUGUCUGAUUUUGUGUAAGCAUUUAAUACCUUUCUUCCCUCAUCUCCAAAGCCCCUCUUCACAGCUCUGUUGUUUUGUAUUCAUAUGAUUAAAGUUCUUUGAAUUCUUUUGGUGCUGUUACAGAAAGUUUAGAAUUCAAGUACUGGAUAAAAGAUGGAAAAAAAGAGUCACAAAAUUUUCUCAUUUGAGAUUCAAAUAUGAUUGGUGCCUUUAUUUACUAAAACACUCAUUGAAUGCUGUGCAAAAAUAUUUUAAAAAUUGUUUGGAAUUCUUCACUGUAAGUGCCUUGUGUAUUAUGUGUAUGUGUAUGUGUGUGUGUGUGUGUUUGUAAUUUAUAUUUUUUUCUUAUGUUGUCAUAGUGCCAAAGAAUGGUCUUUGGGUUUGCUUAUGCCAUAUUCCUGGCAAUAAUGUCUGUUAAUUAUCUUAACAAUUUCCUUUACCAGCAAUUUGCAUGCUGUAGAGUGAAAAUAGGUUUUGUUCAACAGGAAUAUGCAGACGUGAAGUGUUUGAGAUGUCAACUAUCAUGUGAUCUAUGUGUUUGUAUAUAUAUAUAUAAGUGUGUGUACAGACACACAUACACGCACACACUUGAGUAAGAGCAUAACUAAAGAAAUAUAGCAUAUUCCAAGUAGUUGUAUGUAAUUGAUUCUGUAAAUCUUUUUCAUUCUCACACAUGUACACAUACAUACAUACACUCGUAUAUACACAUAAAUACGCACAGGUAUAUAUUUGUAUAUGAUGGUAUCUAUGUUUCUGUACACAUACACACACGCACACAUCAUCAUCAUCAUCACAAGUUUCUUGAGAAAUUCCAUUUUACUAUGAAUUUUUUUAAUAUAUAUUUCAGUAGAGACAAGUCCAAAUAUACAUCCUUAUGGUGCCUUCCCAACCCAUUCUGCCAAUUAUUAUAUUACCAUUCCAAAAUAUUUUUUUAUCAAAAACAAUUUUUUUUUUUUUUUUUCCUGACCCUAUCAGCUUUUUCAAUAAUUAGAAUGAUAUAACCUCCCCAGUUGCACAGUGCUGAAGCAUUCCAGUCUUCUAUCAUUCCAUUUGUUUCCUACCUUACUAUAUUCUUAAUAAAGGAAAUAUAUUCAACAUUGUGUGAAAAUGGCAUGUAUUUUUCAAUUUUUUAUUAUUACAUGCAAUAUUAUAGCACAUGUGAGUGCCAUGAAGUAGGUUGUAAGCUCAUGUGAGCCAAGUCUACAGCUCUUGUAUUGAUUCCCGGUUGGAACUAUUUCACUUAUACUGUCACUAAUACCCUUGGGAAAGGCAUGACUGUCAAAACUUCCCAUUUCCAUCUCCUAUAUUAAGAAACUUUAUUAUUCUUAUGCUUUGGUUUGUAGUUGCCAAAUUUAUAUUCUAAUAUAUCAAGAAACUUGCUGAUUUCUAAACGAGGGCAGAGGUGCUGUGAUACAUAGAUGCCUAUAAAAGUGUUGUUGAACACAUAAUCCAGUUUAUUUUUUUUAUUUUCAUUUUUUUUUUGUUUUCCUUGUUUUAAAUUCCUUGUUCCUCAGUGCUGUGAAUAUCUGCAGGAAUAUUAUUAGCAUGGUGUGUGUUGUGGUGUUAAUCAUUUCACAAAUAAACUGUUGGAUUUUGAGUUUUUAGAAUUAUAACCAAUAGUUUAAUUUUUUUUUUUGCUGGCCAUUUUUGUGUUGUGUAACCUAUGCAGGAUUUUAUGGUGAUAGUAAAUAUAAACAAUUUAAAAGAAACUAUUAAAGAGAGGUUUUCAUACCAACAAGUUCUCUUUACAAUUGUUUAUCUUUUGGUUGAAUUUUUAUCUACAAAGUGGAUGGCCUCCCCCACCUCAAAGAUUUGGUGUGCGAUUGUAGCUUUUUCUGCUUAAUCUGUUAAUAUUACUUCUACUAAUAAUAAUAAUUAUAACAACACCCUCUCAGGCAACUGUGAAAGUACAGGUUCCGUUUUUUUUUUUUUUUUACAGAACUAUUAGAACCAACGAAUAGCAUUUUUUUUUUUUUUAAGUUAUAGCUCAGAUCACCUUAUUAAUGUUAUUUAUUUUUUUUAUAUUUCUGACUUUAUAAUCAUUUUUCAUUUCUAAAAUUAUUCCUAAAGUAAUCUCUUAAUCUUAGUUGUAAUCUUAAUUCUGCUGUAUUCUACUCAAUCCCUUAAAUCAUUGACACAUACACUCACACAUACAUGCAGACACAUACCUUCAUAUACCUAUCCCAGCCUUCUCAUAAUUUUUGAAAGGGCUUCUAUUUUUUUUUUUUAUAUUUCCCUAGCUUGUAAUGUUGGAACCUUGCCCUGCCCUAGUGGGGUGGGGGCUAACUUAGGAUUACAACCCUAUUACUAGUUAUGCCACUAAAGUUAUAUUGUAAAGUUAGCUUGUUGUCUGGGUGUGUUAUUCACUUCUUUGCCCCCCCCCCCUCUCCAGUUACCUGUUUUUGACUAUACCUGUUUCUCAAUCUACAAUGUUUUCCCUCUCCAAUUUCACCUAGCUUGUUAUGUGGACCACAAACAAUAUUUGUGAAAAAAAAAAUUAAAAAUUAAUAACACAAAAAUAAGAUUUAAAAAAAAAAAA
Molecule: messenger RNA, 7834 nt
Organism: Octopus sinensis (East Asian common octopus)
Lineage: Eukaryota; Metazoa; Mollusca; Cephalopoda; Octopoda; Octopodidae
Product: zinc finger protein 433-like
Exons: 3
Coding region: 421-2823 (800 amino acids)
Biological process (GO): regulation of transcription by RNA polymerase II
Cellular component (GO): nucleus
Molecular function (GO): DNA-binding transcription factor activity, RNA polymerase II-specific; RNA polymerase II transcription regulatory region sequence-specific DNA binding
Source: RefSeq, a predicted model, not a curated record